Messenger RNA from Odontomachus brunneus, 535 nucleotides. It is a transcript of the gene Tim8, whose product is annotated as mitochondrial import inner membrane translocase subunit Tim8-like. The transcript has 2 exons. Lineage: Eukaryota; Metazoa; Arthropoda; Insecta; Hymenoptera; Formicidae. Bases 154 to 438 code for a protein of 94 amino acids. The record is from RefSeq and is a predicted model, not a curated record.
AUUACAUGCCGAAGGAAGAUAGAAUGAUGCUUUCGACACGAGAGCGUACAAGACGAACUUAGUCAUAGUUCAUGAUUACCACGUGUGAGAUCUACGAGUUCAUUCUGCAUUAACAAUUAUUCAAAUUGCUCGAUUACUGCAGCUUUGGGAAAAAUGUCCGACACCACAUUUAAUGAUUUCUCUGAUAUAUCUUCUGAUACACAGAUCGAUGCACAAUUAAGUGAACUUUUGGAUAUAGAAAAAGCAAAGGUUGCGACAACCGCACAGAUCCAUGCAUUUAACGACAUUUGUUGGGAGAAAUGCGUCGAGAAGCCAGGAAGCAAAUUGGAUGCUCGCACAGAAACCUGCAUAAAUAAUUGCGUCAAUAGAUUUAUAGAUGUUUCUUACUUUAUUACUAAUCGCUUUGCACAGUUAUUACAAAGCUCUGUAAGAAAUUAAAUCUUACAGAAUAUGCUGUCAGAGUAGCAAUGUAUUUUUGUUCAAAUGUUAUAAAUGUAUGUCCUAAAUAAAAGAAUUUAUAUUAUUUGUAAUUUAA